CUGAAGGCCAAAAGGCUAGAACGAUCAAAUUUAACGUCCGAGGAAAUUGGGGGCCUCUUUGUUUUCUCGAGAAAAUUUGGGGAGAAAGAGCGAGAAAGGGGAGAAACCCAAAACCUUCCAUACUUUAACCCUAGAAUCCACCAACGGUCGCUUGUAGCGCAGUUCCACAAUCGGAGCGAUAUUUGGAGAAGCCGUGGUUGGGAGAAAUGGGGCAGCCAUCGGUGCCACCACCUCUAACACCGCCGGCGCCACCGCUGAUGGGAGGAGGAGGUGGUGGAGGAUGCCAAGUCCGGUGCGCGGGAUGCCGCAUGAUCUUGACGGUGGGAGCGGGGCUGACGGAGUUCGUGUGCCCUACGUGCCAAUUGCCGCAGAUGUUGCCGCCAGAGCUGGUGAGCAGAACCCACCUCCCGCCGGUGCCGGCUCACGGCAUCGAUCCUACCAAGAUCCAGCUUCCCUGCGCUCACUGCAAGGCGAUACUUAAUGUUCCGCAUGGUCUCUCUAGGUUUGCAUGUCCGCAGUGUGGGAUUGACCUCGCCGUCGAUGUUUCUAAGCUCAAGCAGUUCUUCCCUCCACGCCCUCCUCCCGAGGAAGUGAAUGAGGUAGCCAUUGAAGUGGAGCGAGAAGAAGAUGAAGGUGGUAUGGUGGGAGAAACAUUUACAGACUAUCGCCCUCCCAAACUGUCUAUUGGUCCUCCUCACCCGGAUCAUGUUGUUGAGACGUCUUCUUUAUCUGCAGUGCAGCCACCGGAACCCACAUAUGAUCUCAAAAUCAAGGAUGAUUUGGAAAGUUCAAAUGCCUUGUCAUGCUUGCAAAUUGAGACAUUGGUCUAUGCUUGUCAGAGACAUCUUCAUCACCUUCAGAGUGGUGCUAGAGCAGGAUUCUUUAUUGGAGAUGGGGCUGGUGUGGGUAAAGGUCGAACAAUUGCAGGGUUAAUAUGGGAGAAUUGGCACCAUGGGAUGAGGAAAGCAUUGUGGAUUUCUGUUGGUUCAGACUUGAAGUUUGAUGCAAGAAGGGACUUGGAUGACGUGGGUGCAACAUCUGUUGAAGUGCAUGCUUUGAAUAAGCUGCCUUAUUCUAAGCUUGAUUCAAAGUCUGUGGGAGUCAGGGAGGGAGUUGUUUUCUUGACCUAUAGCAGUCUUAUAGCAUCUUCCGAAAAGGGUCGCUCUCGUCUGCAGCAACUUGUGCAGUGGUGUGGAUCAGGAUAUGAUGGACUUGUUAUAUUUGAUGAGUGCCACAAAGCUAAGAAUUUGGUACCUGAAGCUGGAGGGCAGCCAACACGAACAGGAGAGGCAGUUCUUGAACUCCAGGCCCGACUUCCUGAUGCUCGUGUCAUUUACUGCUCAGCAACUGGUGCCUCUGAACCACGCAACAUGGGUUAUAUGAUCCGGCUAGGUCUUUGGGGAGCUGGAACUUGUUUCUCUAAUUUUCGGGAGUUUCUAGGUGCUCUAGAUAAAGGGGGUGUUGGGGCACUGGAACUUGUUGCCAUGGACAUGAAAGCAAGGGGUAUGUAUGUAUGUCGUACUCUUAGCUAUAAAGGGGCAGAGUUUGAAACUGUUGAAGCACCAUUGGAAGGCCAGAUGACGGAAAUGUAUAAAAGAGCAGCAGAGUUUUGGGCAGAGUUGCGGGUGGAGUUGCUAUCAGCUAGUGCCUUUCUUACUGAUGAGAAGCCUAAUUCUAGUCAGGUGUGGCGGGUAUACUGGGCAAGCCAUCAGCGUUUCUUUAGACACAUGUGUAUGUCAGCUAAGGUGCCUGCUGCUGUAAGGCUAUCUAAGCAAGCUUUGAUGGAAAAUAAGUGUGUGGUCAUUGGCCUCCAGAGUACUGGAGAGGCAAGAACAGAGGAAGCAGUCACCAAAUAUGGUCUUGAACUUGAUGAUUUUAUCUCGGGACCUCGUGAGCUGUUGUUAAAAUUUGUGGAAGAAAAUUAUCCUUUGCCUGAAAAGCCUGAAUCACUCCCAGGAGAGGAAAGUGUAAAGGAGCUUCAAAGAAAGAGGCACUCAGCAACACCUGGUGUUUCCCUUAAAGGGAGAGUUAGAAAAGUCGCCAAAUGGAAACCUGCAAGUGAUGGUGAAAGUGAUGAAGAUUUUGAACCUGAUUCUGAACAUGAAUCUACUGAAUCUGAUGAUGAAUUUCAGAUUUGUGAGAUUUGCAAUACUGAAGAGGAACGGAAGAAAUUGCUCCAAUGUUCCUGUUGCGCCCAACUAGUCCACCCAUCAUGUUUGGUCCCACCUAUGAUUGAGUUAGUAUCUGAGGAAUGGUCAUGCCACUUGUGCAAGGAAAAAACUGAUGAAUAUCUUCAAGCAAGACAUGCCUAUGUAGCCGAACUGUUGAAGAGGUAUGAAGCAGCCAUGGAGCGUAAGUCUAAGAUUUUGGAGAUAAUUCGUUCUUUGGAUCUUCCAAACAACCCCUUGGAUGAUAUUAUUGACCAGCUUGGAGGUCCAGAUAAUGUUGCAGAAAUGACAGGGAGGCGAGGCAUGCUUGUGAGGGCCUCAACUGGAAAAGGUGUUACUUAUCAGGCACGAAACACAAAGGAGGUGACUAUGGAAAUGGUCAAUAUGAAUGAGAAGCAACUCUUCAUGGAUGGUAAAAAGUUUGUUGCUAUCAUAUCCGAAGCUGGAUCAGCUGGUGUUUCUUUGCAGGCAGAUAGAAGAGCAAUAAAUCAGAGAAGAAGGGUUCAUUUGACUCUAGAGCUUCCCUGGAGUGCUGACCGAGCAAUUCAACAGUUUGGAAGAACUCAUAGAUCAAAUCAAGCUUCUGCACCUGAAUACAGGCUACUCUUUACCAAUUUAGGUGGUGAACGCCGCUUUGCUUCUAUUGUUGCAAAGAGAUUAGAAACCUUAGGGGCCUUAACACAAGGAGAUCGCCGGGCAGGUCCAUUAUUGAGUGCUUACAACUAUGAUAGUGCCUAUGGAAAAAGGGCCCUGAUGGCGAUGUAUAGAGGAAUCAUGGAGCAGGAUUCUCUGCCAGUUGUACCUCCAGGAUGUUCAUCUGAAAAACCAGAGACAAUCCAAGAGUUUAUUAUGAAGGCAAAAGCUGCUCUAGUGUCUGUAGGAAUAGUUAGAGACUCAGUUCUAGGUAACGGGAAGGAUUCUGGAAAGUUGUCUGGCCGUAUAGUUGAUUCAGACAUGCAUGAUGUUGGACGUUUUCUCAAUCGACUCUUAGGAUUGCCACCUGAUAUCCAGAAUAGGCUCUUUGAGUUAUUCGUCAGCAUCCUUGAUCUUCUAGUUCAGAAUGCACGUACUGAAGGGCAUUUUGACUCGGGGAUUGUUGACAUGAAAGCUAAUGUUAUUGAACUACAAGGAGCACCAAAGACUGUUCAUAUUGAUCCAAUGUCUGGGGCAUCUACUGUAAUGUUUACUUUCACUAUGGAUCGUGGAAUCACAUGGGAGUCUGCAACUACUUUGCUUGAUGAGAAGCAAAAAGAUGGACUUGGUUCAGCCAGUGAUGGAUUUUAUGAAUCUAAGAGGGAAUGGUUGGGAAGACGACACUUUCUUUUAGCAUUUGAAGGUUCUGCUUCUGGAAUGUUUAAGAUGGUUCGUCCUGCGGUUGGGGAGGCACUAAGGGAAAUGCCUCUAGCAGAACUUAAAAGCAAGUACAGAAGAGUUUCUUCCUUGGAGAAGGCUCGUAUUGGUUGGGAAAAUGAAUAUGAAGUUUCAUCUAAACAGUGCAUGCAUGGCCCCAAUUGUAAGCUUGGUAACUUCUGUACGGUUGGUAGAAGGCUACAGGAAGUAAAUGUUUUGGGUGGCCUCAUUCUUCCGAUUUGGGGAACUAUUGAGAAGGCACUUUCUAAGCAGGCCCGCCAAAGCCAUAAACGCCUCCGAGUUGUGCGUAUAGAGACCACCACAGAUAACCAGCGAAUUGUAGGGCUUCUUGUCCCCAAUGCAGCGGUUGAAGCCGUCCUUCAAGAUCUAGCAUGGGUUCAAGAUCUCGAUCCUUGAGAUGGGAGGAUCCAAUUUUUUGUCUUUUUGAUUGAAGCAAAAUGACUGAUCAAACUUGUCAGUAAGUUGCCUCUAUCGUCCCUGUCAAAAGGUGCAGGGCUUUUGAAGUUCGGAAAACAGUCCGAUUGCGGGGAACUGAAGCCAGCUUCAUUUGGAAAAUGGAAAAGAAAGAAAGUCUCUGCACAUUGUAGUUACAGGGUGCAGUUUCAUAUUUAUUGAUAUGUGAUUUUUUGUCACUCCAUUUUUUGGGCUUUAUGUAUUCUGUAAAUUAUCCAGGAUAGGAAAAAGACUACAGUUUACUGGCUGCAGUCUUGGAAACUAAUUUGUAUCUUUUCACCCGGAUAUUGUAAUCCAAUUUAUAACUGAAAUGCAAUGACUUUCUGCUCAAA
Vitis riparia (riverbank grape) is the source of this 4324-nucleotide messenger RNA. Its product is annotated as protein FORGETTER 1. The record is from RefSeq and is a predicted model, not a curated record. The transcript has 32 exons. Bases 207 to 3935 code for a protein of 1242 amino acids. Lineage: Eukaryota; Viridiplantae; Streptophyta; Magnoliopsida; Vitales; Vitaceae. Gene Ontology annotation, molecular function: chromatin DNA binding; histone binding. Gene Ontology annotation, biological process: regulation of DNA-templated transcription. Gene Ontology annotation, cellular component: nucleus.